CUGCUGUUACUCCGUCUUCAGCUUAGAAUAACUACUUUCCUGCGGUCUUCACUUGUUUGUGGGAGAAAAUAGCUCGCUUUAAAGUGUUCUUCUCUACCUCAGGUGCUUCGACAUGGCGGGGAACUUCUGGCAGAGCUCUCACUAUCUGCAGUGGGUUCUGGACAAACAGGAUCUGAUGAAAGAGCGACAGAAGGACCUGAAGUUCCUCACAGAGGAGGAGUACUGGAAGCUGCAGAUCUUCUUCGCCAACGUGAUCCAGGCUUUGGGUGAACAUCUGAAGCUGAGGCAGCAGGUCAUCGCCACUGCGACGGUUUACUUUAAACGCUUCUAUGCCAGAUAUUCUCUGAAAAGUAUUGAUCCGGUGCUCAUGGCUCCUACCUGUGUUUUUCUGGCUUCCAAAGUUGAGGAAUUUGGAGUCGUGUCCAACACCAGGCUGAUCUCUGCAGCUACAUCUGUGUUGAAAACACGAUUUUCCUACGCCUUUCCAAAGGAGUUCCCCUACAGAAUGAAUCAUAUACUAGAAUGUGAGUUCUACCUUCUGGAGUUGAUGGACUGCUGCCUGAUCGUGUACCACCCCUACAGACCCCUGCUGCAGUACGUCCAGGAUAUGGGACAGGAGGACAUGCUGCUGCCUCUGGCCUGGCGAAUCGUGAACGACACAUACAGGACAGAUCUGUGUCUGCUCUACCCUCCCUUCAUGAUCGCCCUGGCUUGUCUACAUGUCGCCUGUGUGGUGCAGCAGAAAGAUGCCCGGCAGUGGUUUGCUGAGCUCUCCGUGGACAUGGACAAAAUCCUGGAGAUUAUUCGUGUCAUUCUCAAGCUCUACGACCAGUGGAAAAACUUUGACGACAGAAAGGAGAUCGCUGCUGUUCUAAACAAGAUGCCAAAACCCAAACCACCUCCCAACAGUGAAAGUGAUCAGAGCUCCAACGGGAACCAAAGCAACUCCUACAGUCAGUCUUAGCACCACGUCUGCAUUUCCAUGACGUCGGAUCUUCUUAACAACACGACUUCUUUCUGCAGCUUCACAGAGACGUCCGAUCAUCUGCGACAGACUCUGAGUGUCGUGUGGAUUACCGACCAAGCGGCAACAAAGUCCGGCGGCGUUGUCUCCGUUCGGCUCCGACUUGAAGCUAAAAAACUGAGAAACUUUGUGGGGAGGGGAUCGGAGGGGGAAACGUUUCGGACGAUGAUCCUGACAUCCUUGAACUUACCAGAGGAAACUUGAUUGCAGUUACUGUGUGCAUUUUUGCGUCGAAUAUGUGUGAAUGUUUGUCUGUUGUCGGGCGGGUUUUCAUUCCUCAGGGAUCCAAAAUCUGAUUGGAUGAGCAGCUGUGAUGCGAUGAGAGGCUCCUCCCUCACGUCUCCUCCUUCUUUACUGUAAAUAGCCUUAUUUUUUAUUUCUUUUUUUUCGUUUUUGGCGUAAUUAUGGAAACUUUACUAGAAAUCAUGAGCUGGUUUAGCUUCACGUGCCUGCUGCUGCGUUUUCAUUUCUUUUUUCACUCUGCUCUAGUCAUAAAACGGGGGUGUCAAACUCAUCUUAGUUCACAUUCAGCCCAAUUUAAUCUUAAGUGACCAGUAAAAUCACAGCAUAAUAGCCGAUAAAUAACCACAACUCCAGGUUCAGCCUUUGUUUUAGUUUUGUGUUGGACAGAAAACGACAAAAACGAGAAACAAAAUGAUGAGACAAAAAUGAGAUACAAAAUGACAAAAACAAGACAAAAUGACAAAAACAAGACACAAAAUGACAAAAACGAGACACAAAAUGACAAACGAGACAAAACGUCAAAAACGAGACACAAAAUGACAAAAACGACGACAAAAAAGAGACAAGACGACAAAAAUGAGAUGCCAAACAACAAAAAAGGCAAGACAGCAAAAACGAGACAAAAUGACAAAAACGAGACAAAACAGAAACGAGACACAAAAUGACACACAAACAAAAAAAGGAGACAAAAUGACAAAAAUGAGACAAAAUGACAAAAACAAGAAACACGACAAAAACAAGACACAAAACGAUAAAAAUGAGAAACAAAAUGACAGAACAAUGAGCAGUCUAGUAUUUUACUGUCAUGGUCUAGAAAUGAUUUUAAAUUUAUAGUUUUACUAAUUUACAAUCUGCAGUUAAUGUCUUCUCUGGAAUUUUUACACUUUGAGGGACGGAUUGGACCCUCUGGAGGGCCGCUUUUGGCCCACGAGCCGCAUGUUUGACACCCCUGUAAAAUAAUGUAUUAAAACUUUUUUUUUUUUAAAUCAUGGAGAAACACCACUUUUCUUUGGUUCUUCUUCUUGAUCCGCCUCCUCUCUGGAGUCGUUUGUUUCCGUUCACCCGUAGACGUGUCCGUGUUUCUGUGACGUUGUGAUUCUGUGUGUGCAAAUAGAGGUGCUCGGAAACAGAAACGCUGCCGGUUGCCUAGGAAACCCUUGGUUUAGGAGCACGUCGUCCAUCCAGGUGAGCUGCAGCUAAUGCUUUACUCUGAGCGUUACUUGAAGGUGGGUUCUGGUAAUAAAAUGAUCGGUGUGCACAACA
This is a messenger RNA of Amphiprion ocellaris (clown anemonefish), 2530 nucleotides long. It is a transcript of the gene ccnc, whose product is annotated as cyclin C. The record is from RefSeq and is a predicted model, not a curated record. Gene Ontology annotation, biological process: positive regulation of transcription by RNA polymerase II. Gene Ontology annotation, molecular function: cyclin-dependent protein serine/threonine kinase regulator activity. Bases 113 to 964 code for a protein of 283 amino acids. Gene Ontology annotation, cellular component: nucleus; mediator complex. NCBI's taxonomy places the organism in Eukaryota, Metazoa, Chordata, Actinopteri, Pomacentridae. The transcript has 12 exons.